CGCUGCAAUGCCACAGCCGCCGCGCCGUCGUGUGGUGCCGCCGCCGAAGUCGAAGUGCCGAACAGCAGUACAGUGCUGUUAGUGGUCGGCGGCGAACAUAGCUGCGGUCGCGUCCAAAACCGGAUGCCGGAACGAUCAGAAAAAAAAAAAAAACUACAGUUGUCAGUAGUUGUUCUUCUUCCGUGGGUCGCUGGAGUCAUUGCGUCCGCGCCGUUGCGGUCAGUCGCUCACCCGAUUUUUCCGCCCGACCCCGUGAGAACGUGUCGACGAGAUACCACAUUAAUCCCGCGACGCAUUGUCGACGAUUUCCUCCCGUGUACGGGGUUCACCCGGACUCCUAACGGGCGCGGUUCGGUUGUUCGCGAUCGGCAGUACCACCUCGGCCCGGGGGCCGUCGCCGGAAUGUGCCGCACCGAGUGAAAUAUUUCCGUGUUGUGCGAUUAUGUUGUGUAAACCAUAUAACGCGCGUGCAGUUCACGUAGACGUAAAGCGAACACUUACGACGGAUUAAUAUCGUGAAAAUACUAAUACCAUAUAAUAUUGUCUAUCGUUCGUACGCGUUAGUGUGUGGAUAUGGCUGAAAACAUUGCGUUCAGUGACUGGUCGGAAAAGCUUGACACUGCUGGAACUAAUCAUUGGCUUCCUGCGUAUGGGCUCCAGCAACCGUCAGUGGCGUUGGUUGGCAAUAGCCACCAACAAAACGAUCCCACAUUCGAUUCUAGCCCUCAUGACACUGACUAUUUCGACGACAACAAUGAAGACGAUCUUUGCGAUAACGGUGACGAAGAUAACUGGUCAUCGUUCAACCAAAGCAGUUAUGGUGGAAACAUUGUAAGCAGUACAUCUUAUAUUUUUCUAGAAACAAUUCUUGAAGAAACUUCUGAUGAUUUGCGGACGGAUUCGGAAAGAAGUAGUGAAGAAGAUUUUAUAAAAGAAGAAAACUGGUCUGUGAUAAACCGUGGUGAUCCGUUUAACUUGUUCAACUCAAGCAACAAUAACAAACAGGCGACCAUCAGGAUGUAUGACAAUAACGAUCCUGGCGUGCACGACGACGACGACCACGACACGGUAUUGUUCUACAGGGACAACCUACAGGAUCACCAUUUGUGGACGACUGGUGCCGGCGGGGGACCGCUGACCAACGGUUACGGGGGUGGUAGCCUGUUGCAGUUCGAGAGCUUGGAGAAACAAUGCGAACAGACCGUGUUCCGGACAACAGCCACCGCGACGCCGUUCAUGACCAACAGCGCAGAGUCUCUGAGCGCCGGCCAACGUCCGGCGGGCUUGCCGCGCCGGAACAACUGGAAACAACCCGCGACGGAUGACGACUGUGGCACCACCAUGGACGACGACGAAGCCGUGUUGUGCAGCACGCCGUUCUCGAGUUACGCGGGUGACGGGUCCAGCGUCAAGUCACUGAGCAAGAGCAUGGAGAGCGUGCACUCGACAGCGAGCCGGAAACGAUCCAACAACAACUGCAUAGACGGCGUGAACGAUGUGUCGCAGAGUCUGGAUGAGUUGCGUCUGUGCGGCAGAGUCGACGGGCAACAAGACUCGGCGGCGGCGGCGGCCGUCGGGGCAACAUGCGCUGUGGCGCAACCGGCCACCGGUAUGUACAAAACGGUCGACUGUCUCAUCGACCCCGCGUAUUGCGAGAAAAUGGACGACGACGACGAAGACGAAACGGACGGUAAAAAAACGGAAGACGUCAUACAGGGGGUAGGAUGUAAGCAGCAACAGCAGCAACGAUCGUCCGAGAACCUGAGCGAAGAUAGUGGUUUCGGAGAUCAGGUGCCCCGCGGUCCUGCCACACAACAAACGUACAAACCCAUCGCCGAGGACGAGAACUAUUUUGAGAUGUCAACGAAGAGCAUCGCGACGAUCGCCGCCGCCGUCGUUUCUGCCACGGCCGCGCAGUGCUCUGUCUCCGCCAAAGGGAAGGGGACGGACGACGGCGACGACGACGACGACGACGAGAUGAAAUCUAAAUUUAGCGCAGCCUGGCACAGCUAUCCCGAUCUGGGCGAACGGCCGUCAGUGACCGCGGAAUCUCCUACGACCGACGACGACAACCGCCGGCAUCACCACCUCCACCAUCAUCACCACCGCGACGGUACCGCGAUGGCGUCCCGUUUGCCAAUGUCAAGCACGCCCAACCUGUGCGCCGACGGUUUGCUGGCGCACGCCGACGGUGACUAUUUGCGCUCCAAAAAGCUGCUAGAUUCCACUGUAUCGUUGGACAGAUCGCACUCGCUAAAGCGCAUACACUACGAGAGCGAGUCAGCUCUGAGUGCGGCCUCUUCGCGUGGUAGCAAUCUACUGAUAACCACCAGUUUCGUGAACCUGGCCACCGCGCCGACGCCUAACAAGGGCGUGCACUUUUGUCCGGUCGUGUCCGAAGUGAACUGGCGUGAGAGCUUCAGCAGCAGCAGCUGCACUGACGUCGGUGGCGGCGAAGACGAGAACGGGUCGGAUGAACCCCCGGAAACGGAAGACGACGAAGACUAUGACCGGAUUAGUGACGAAGCCGACGAAAACAUUGACACGAUGGUAAUGAAACUGUUGACCGGUUUGCCAUCGGAAACCAGGCGUCCGAGUGUGGCGGAAAAACAACAGCUGCGCGAACGGCUGGACUUCAUCACGGGCGGCUCCCCACCAAUGUCGCAUAGGAUAGUUGCCGCGCCCACUAAAAAUAACACCGCGGCCACCGGUUCCAACAGUCACAGUCGCAGUGUUCAACCGCGACCGAUCGAAGUCGAUGCGCCCGCGGUGGUCGCCAUGUCAGCUAAACCGAAAACGAUCGGCGACAAGCUCGGUGGAUUUUUCCAGCGGUUCUCGUUGCGCAGACUUAGCGGCCGGCGAAACAAGGACAAGAAGAAACAAAAAGUGGAAGAAUGCAACGCAGCGGUGACGGCACAGCCGAGUAAUAAUAAUUGUAGGCCUGACACACCACCACCCCCGCCACCCGUCUCGGGACGACCGUCUACUGCCGCCGCCGUAUCCGAUAGGGGUAAAAAACCGCCGUUACCCCCGCAACCCCCGUCAGCAGAUGGGUACACAACGCGCCGGCGCCUCAUGUACGAUGAAAAUCGCGGUAGCCGACUGCCGCCACCACCGGCACUGCCGACGGCCGGCAGUCGCGCGUCUCUGCAAUCGCGGUCGCCCGCCGCCGCCGUUGCCAUGUCCCGUCCGGAUCACCGGGCCGGUCUGCUCGAGACCGAUUUGGACUCGAACGUGACCAGGACAUCUUCGUCAUCGCUCAUGAUGGGCGGCGGUGGUUGCAGCCCUAACAAAAAGGCUCGUAGUCUGCUCGACCUGGGCGCUUCGUCGGCAAAAUUGUCUCUGGCCCCCAACGACUCGAACAGAUCGUCCGCCGACGGGUCUCCAUCAAACGCAACCGAUUACAGGGCUAAGUCCAUGGAAUUUCUAUUGGACAAGGAAAAUCAAGCUGCUGUUCAGGCUCCAGAAAACGAACUUCGUAAGGUAAAUGUAAACAGUGGAGAACGGAUACUCUCUGAACAUGAGUUGCGCAUUCAGCGUUCUUUGCAAAGACUUAAUCUCCCUGAAUGGUACAAGACGUGCAAUGUACCGGCUCAAGGAUUUAUUUUGAAGAGACAUAGUGAUGCUGGUUAUACGACCAGUAUGUCUAGCCUAUCGUCAAACCAAUCACAGUCACCAAAAAUGUAUUCUAAUUACAAUAAUACUCUGCUUAGCCCCCAAACACAUGCUGCAACUAAGAAUUUUUCACGUUGGAGUACUAGCCGCUUAAAUGGAUCAAAUUCAAAUAGUACAUCUCCUUGUAGUUCCACGCGAUCAUCGUUUAACUAUCGUCAACCAUAUUUGGGUUGGAGAUCUCAGGAAAAAUUGUCCAAACCUAGAACACCAGCCGAACGACUUGCUGCUGGAUUACUUGCUCAACAACAACAUGAACCGACUUGUCAAACAAGCUUAUCUGAAGUACAGUCAUCAAUUAAAGAAGUGACAUCAGCUAUAGCCAACUAUGUAUCAUCAUCAACACCGGAUGGAAGUAAAGAAAGGUUGAAUACUGAUCAAGAUACACCAUCUAGAUGCCCGUCUUUCAAAGGUAGCACAGGUCGAUUAUGUUGGCUGGAAAGUUCAUUUGUUGGCAACAAGCGUCCCAGUCUAACAAGAGAUACACCGCCAUCAGAAUUAAGCACACCACCGUCACAUCGAAAGGCUACGCCUAUCAGACAAACUCAAAACAAUGGCAGUUGGGUCAACGAUCGGCCGAGUCCCGGUUCGACGACCAUGGACGACGUCCUAAACUCGUUGUUAGGGUUGCAGUUCCAAGGGACGACCGCUAAUAACGCUAGGUAUCACCACCACCUACCCCACCAACAGCAUCGCGGUAGCGAUGCCCACGAAAGCAGCGGUGGGGACCUUAGACGAAGGCCCUACGCUGCUUCAGUUUCAGGUAACGCUUCGGCGGCUGUGGCACAUGCAGCAGCAGCAACGCCCCCAAAAAAGCAACAUCAAGCGGGUCCUCUGCCGGGUGUUUCUGCCGGAUCGAUCCGUUGCCGGUACUCGGAGUGCCAACUGUCGGCCACCGUUUCCGAGGCCCGGCGCACGUACAAGAUGUGCCACAACUGCAAUCACAUGUACUGCUCGAGGCGCUGCAGGCGCGCGCACUGGCAGAACCACCGGAAAACGUGCCUGAACCGGCGCACGGCCGUACUGUGCCCGUCCAUCGUGGACGCGAUCAGGACGAACGACCGGUGCGUCGAGCGGCUGUCGACGAUCGCCCGGCGCGGUUACCUGACGCACGGCCGCGGGGCGGUCAAGUGCUAUUUUUCGGGCGUCGAGCUGGCCGACAAGUUCGUGCGGGGCGGCGGCAGCGACAUGCAGUGCGAACCGGUGUACGCCAAGUGGACCGACAUCGACCCGGAGCUGGACGCACUCGGACAGCUGUGCAAGACGUACAACCCGGACACGCGGUACGUGCUGCACGUGUCCGUGUGCGUGUUAAGCGAGGUGCCCGGCCCGGGACCGGUGCAGUGGGAGCGGCACUUGGUGUACAAGUGCGUCAAGAUGCACCUGGACAAGAGUCUGCGCGCCGCCGCCCCCGCGCAAUCUGCGGCCGCCGAGGCCUCUGAACCGGCCGCGGACGACGGUGGCGGCGGCCCGGACACCCUGAUACUGACCUCGUUGCCGGGACGUGACCAGCGGGACGUGCGCACCUCCCGCCGCGUGUGCUUCGUCAAUGUGCAGCGGCACCUCCGGCAGAGGGGCGUCGAGCUCCGGCACCAGUUCCCGGACGUGCACCGGAAGCUGUGCGAGUACGUGGACGGUGGCCCGGACGUGACGUUCACGCCGGUCACGGUGUACCCGCGGGACAGGGCGUCCGGCAAGACGUUCAUGUGCAUCAUCAUGCCGGACACGGAACCCGAGAAGCUGAGUCUGUUGCCCGGGGACAGCGCCAGGGUGCAGACCAUCGACGUUGGUCAAGAGUCCGCCGCCGCCGCCGCCGCCACUGAUCCGCAGUAAUCUAUCCACCGUCGUUCGAUUUACACGGUUGCCGUAGGGGGAGGGAGGGGGGAGGGGUGUCCGCGCGUUGAGUUCCCUCUAUCGUACUUGCGGUGCACUCGUUUGCGGACCGCCCUUAGACGUUCACAUCGUCGUCGGGGGUGCAGGUGAUUCGGAUCGAUUCGGGCAAUUAGUAUAGAUGCCCAUAUAAUAAUAUUAUGAUUUUGCGAUUAUGUUCGACUUUUGAAAUAUUUACACGUAUAUUGUUACACGCAACGGGUCGUGCGAAUUAUACUAGCUGUCACCGCAGGUCGCGUUGGGUAUAACUAUAUCGAUGAUCAACAGUUGUAUUCCUAAUUUGGCGUAUAAACACCACAAUAAUUGUCUGUGGCUCUCCAACAACACUGUAAUUUGCAUCGCGCCGCAGUAUGAUCGUAUUAAAAAAAAUAAUUAAUUAGAAAGGAGAAUGUAUUAAUACCCUAUAUAGGCUACGUAUAGUUGUUAUUGGCCGGGACAAACGUGGCGUUAAUACGUUACAUAUAUUGUCCUAAUUUAACAAUUGACAAUUUAUUAGGAUAUCUACAAUGUAGGUACCUAUAUAUUAUAUGAUAUGCAUAUUUUGUUUUAUUAUUAUUAUUAUUUAUAAUGUUUGCCUCUAUUUACUAGUUAUUUUAUCAAUCAUGUUAUUCGUUAUUUUAUUAUUAUUACUAUUAUUGUUAUUACAUUUAUACAUACAAUAUUAUACAUACCUAUAUUGGCUAUUACCUACCUACCU
Metopolophium dirhodum (rose-grain aphid) is the source of this 6259-nucleotide messenger RNA. RefSeq lists its product as uncharacterized. Gene Ontology annotation, biological process: cell-cell junction organization. The transcript has 10 exons. Gene Ontology annotation, cellular component: plasma membrane; apical junction complex. Lineage: Eukaryota; Metazoa; Arthropoda; Insecta; Hemiptera; Aphididae. The record is from RefSeq and is a predicted model, not a curated record. The coding region runs from base 574 to 5505 and encodes 1643 amino acids.